AUGUCCAUCACAUGCACCCUGCACAUGGACGCAGAAACCUUGUCAAAGACAAUAACAACCUCUGCGGCCAUCGCCGUGUCCGAGCUCGCACCAUGCUCCCCCACGGACUGCUCCUCCCCUAAGAUGAUGAAAAGGGUUGAUCCACCACCACACCUGGAAUCACCGCCGACCUCAGCAAACCACUCGCGCCCAGGGUCCCGGAGCGCCGUCCGCUCUCGCCCAACAAGUCGGCGCAACUCGCUGCAUUCUGCACGGCGGUCGGUCCCGAAUGCCACCAUCGUCCCCGUGGCAAGUACUUCGCGCACCACGCCGCAGGAACGCCGCGAGUCGUUGCUUGCGCUGCAUCGCGAGUCGGUCAGGCUGUUCCAGGACCAGGAGGCAAGCCCUUGGUCGUUGGAGGAUGUAGCCAGACGGCCCUCGUCGUCGAGGAGGGUCUCGUCGAGUUACAGGCACAGGCCUGAGCCGCGGACUUCGUCCGAUGCGGGCUCGGGCUCGGCGCCGCCCUCACCUAUUGCUUCGUCUCACUCCAGCCGUGCAGCAGACCAGCAGUACCACUUUCAUCGCCGCUCUGGGAGCUCUGCCGCGCCUUCUCGUCCCUCGCGAGAGAGGUCAUAUUCAUAUACCCUCCCCAGCUCGGGACCAGACCAUGCACACGGGCAGGAACACAUCCACAGCCCAUCCGCCUCAUCAGUCCACGUCCCCGCCACAGUAAUGGAAUGGACAUCGCCCACGACCCGCCGGCGCGAGUACGAGAAGAUCGACCGUGCCAGCCGUGGCGUGCGCGGGCUGUGGCGCCGUGUUGCGCCGCGCUGGUUCCGGCCUGAUGACUCGCGGACUCCCUUCUUCGAGGAGGGGCGGUCGAGUCGGGGUCGCGAGGGCAGCGUGCGCAGGUUUCGGAUGGAUUUGCCUGAUGAUCAGGAUUAUGAUUGGGCUGGCUCGACGAUGAGGCAUGCGGAUGAAGACGAGGAUUGUGGGCUUGAGGAGGAUGGCUGCCAUAAUCAUAAACCGCAUGUCCAGAUGGUGGGUUAUCCAGCUCGGAAUCUUUCGUCUCAUGCCAAUGAGGGCCGCCGACGGUGGACUCCUCUACGCACGAAGACUGCGCCUUGA
Penicillium riverlandense is the source of this 1107-nucleotide messenger RNA. RefSeq lists its product as uncharacterized. The coding region runs from base 1 to 1107 and encodes 368 amino acids. NCBI's taxonomy places the organism in Eukaryota, Fungi, Ascomycota, Eurotiomycetes, Eurotiales, Aspergillaceae. The transcript has a single exon. The record is from RefSeq and is a predicted model, not a curated record.